GCAGGGGACAGACAGGUGGACGCAGACAGGUGUCACGGACGAGAGACCGUCACUGCCUCGAAUUCGUCCUCUAGGCCCGCAUCGUGUCCUGUCGGCAAGUUUUUCGUGUCCCGUCGGCUAGGCAUCUUGUCCCGUCGGCUCGACAACGUGUCUUGUCGGCUCGACGUUGUGUCCCGUCGGCUAGGCAUCGUCUUUCGUCGGCUCAGCGUCGUCUCCAGUCGGCACCGCUCUCACAGACGUCAUGUUAGCAAAGUUGAUCCCGAUGUUCUUCGCCGCGGUUGCCAUGGCGCCGCUGGUUGUCAUGGUUACCGGUCAGGGCCCUUCGGAAGAAGAACUGCAGCAGGCGAUCGCCCAGGCAACAGCAGAAAAUGGAGCAGUCUCCGCAGGUGAUGAACCAGAGGAAGACCCGUUCUCCGGAGCUCUGAACGCGCUGGCCAGCGAACAUCAGUCCACCCCGACGGACAGGGAGCUUAGCAGGUGUGCCACCGUCUUGGAGAAGGUGGCAAAACACUUCCUAGUCGGUUCCGGUAGACGGUACACUAUAGAAGCGCUGUCCGCCAUCGACAUUCGGAACGUGACAAGUGUUUGUGACGCCAUCUGCAGACAGCCGACGUGCCCUACACCAGCCGUCCCAGAGUUCCGUUCGGCAAAUGGCCGUUGCAACAACCGGAACCACCCCCUGUGGGGAAGUAGUGAGCAACCCUUAAGAAGGAUGCUGGAGCCAGAAUACGGCGACGGCCUGACGACCCCCCGCAGCAAAGGGCGUGAUGGCGCCCCCCUCCCCAGCGCGCGGCUGGUCAGCACGACCAUGCACGAGGACCUGCGGAAAUCCAGCCCGGUCAACACCCACAUGGUCAUGCAGUUCGGACAGUUCCUGGACCACGACAUCACUCUCACGCCCAACUUCCAGGAACAAGGUCUCCGCUGUACCUGUGGUACCAAUUGCGAACAGGAGGAACGCUGUUUCAACAUCAACAUCCCUUCAGUCGACCCUGACUUCGCAGGGAGGCCCUGCUUGCCGUUUGCUCGCUCUCUAUCCGGUCCAAACGAAGGGUGCCGCUUGGGCCGCCGACAGCAGUUGAACCAAAUCACCGCCUUCGUGGACGCCUCCAACGUCUACGGCUCCUCGAACGAAGAGAUAGAGGAGCUCAGAGAACACGCUGGCUCUGCGGGUUCCAAUCAAGUUACAUGUCCGACGGGCUACGAACGCUUCCAGCAAAACUGCUUUAAGGCCUUCCCCUCACAAAAAGACCGCAGCUGGCUUCUGAAGGCCUGCAUGGAAGAUGACGGUGUGCUGGCCAUGCCGAAAGACGCCGCCACUAACGCGUUCCUGGUCCAGCUGAAGAAUGCAGUUCGGACGAACGUCAACUUCUACAUCGGACUGGAUGAUCAAACCACUGAAGGACAAUGGCGCUUUGCUGACGGAACCAGAUUGGGUUCCUACAACAACUGGAACCCAGGGCAACCAAACAAUGGAGGGGACUGCGUCGUUUUGCUGCCAGGGGCGGAAGGCAAGUGGGACGACACGAGUUGCUCCACCGGGUAUUUCAUCUGCCAAGCCCGGGGUAUCCCAUCUGGUGGCAAUCUCGCCUUGGGGCGACCCACGCUGCAGUCUGGCACGACUUCGGGGGGAGUGUCCUCACGGGCAGUGGACGGCAACACUGACAGGAGAUGGGGUGGAGGGUCCUGCAUCUUCACUAACAGCCAGAACAAACCCUGGUGGCGUGUAGACCUGGGCAGGUCACAAGCCAUCGACACAGUUGUCGUCUUCAGCGGAUCCGAUAAUGGCUAUCACAACUAUCUGAACAACUUCAACGUUCACGUCGGCGACUCUCCCACCGUGCGGUCCAACCCGCAAUGCGGCGGGAACCACCCCGUGGCAGCCGGGCGACAGAAGAUCACAGUGGACUGUGACGGUCGGAGGGGCCGAUAUGUCGGCAUCUCACUCCCUCACACCCAGUAUCUCGAGCUAUGUGAGGUUCUGGUCUUUGGAGGAGCACUCGGCCUGCUGAAGUCCAGACCGAACCCUGAAGACGCCAACAAGAAAGAGCUCCUGCCCGCCGCCAUUGCGGAUUCCGAAGUCGGGUGUGCCGAAUUUACCGGGAACGAGACGUGCUCGCAGGCUGGGGACGUCCGUGUGAACGAGCAGCCGGGACUGACCUCCAUGCACACCGUCUUCCUGCGGGAACACAACAGGAUCGCCAGGCAGCUCUCCGGACUCAACCCGCACUGGGACGACGAUCGGGUGUUCUUCGAGACCAGGAAGAUCGUCGGCGCGCUGAUGCAGAAGAUCACGUACGGGGAGGACCUUCCUCUCGUUCUCGGUCCGGCCGCUAUGACCAAGUUUCACCUGACCCUCGGCAAAUCUAACCUGAACCUCCGCCAGAGCGGGUUCUUCUCUGGGUACAACGCGAGGGUGAACCCCACCAUCUUUAAUGUCUUCGCCACGGCAGCCUACCGGUUCGGCCACAGUCUGGUUAACGAACGUCAGUUCCGCCUUACUCCGGACUUUGACCAGGGAAGCUUAUGCCCGAUUCAGCUGGCCUUUGCUUUCUUCAAUCCAUCCCACGUCCUCAACAACGACCAAGGCGGCCCGGACUCCAUCCUACGGGGACUGACCGCCCAGCCCCAUCAGGACUUCGACCGGUUCAUGGUCUCGAGCCUGACGAAGCAUCUGUUUGCGGAUCCUCCCGGGUCUCUUGGCCUGGACCUGGCGGCGCUGAACAUCCAGCGGGGCAGAGACCACGGGCUGCCCGGCUACAACGCCUGGAGGGUGAUGUGUGGCCUGCCCAAAGCCAACAGCUUCGACGAACUGGUGUUUGAAAUCCCAGACCGUUACAUCCGAUUGAGGCUGGAGGAUGUUUACAGCCACGUGGACGACAUCGACGUGUUCGUGGGCGGUCUUGCCGAGGAGUCCGUGCGGGACGGUAUCGUCGGUCCAACCUUCGCCUGUCUGAUCGGCCUGCAGUUCCAGGCCCUCCGCAUGGGGGACCGCUUCUGGUUCGAGAACGAAGGACAGUUUACAGCAGUCCAACUUGCGGAGAUCAGGAAGACCAGUCUGGCCCGGAUCCUGUGCGACAACACGGACGACACCACACACAUGCAGCCGGACGUCUUCAGGCUGCCCACACAGCCUGGGAACGAGAGGGUGGCGUGCUCUUCUCUGCCCCAGAUGGACCUGACCAAGUGGCAGGCGUUGCAGGCGAAUUCUCGCGUGGAAGAAGAGACCGCCGUCAGGUCUGGCCGAGGACUUGAAGACCGCAACGCAAACGAAAAACUCGAGCGGGUGGCUGAGGAAGCCCGCUCCAUCCUUGAGCUGCUGGGCGGUGGGCAAAAGAACAUCUUCCGGGAGGAGAACGCCAAGGCAAUCCGCGAGAACCUAACCCCGCCGGAGGAGGACCAACCCCCGCUGGAGGAGAACCAACCCCCGCCGGACAACCUUCCCCCGCCGGAGGACAACCUCCCCCUCCCGGAG
Messenger RNA from Branchiostoma belcheri (Belcher's lancelet), 3475 nucleotides. RefSeq names its product myeloperoxidase-like. Gene Ontology annotation, biological process: response to oxidative stress. The transcript has 14 exons. NCBI's taxonomy places the organism in Eukaryota, Metazoa, Chordata, Leptocardii, Amphioxiformes, Branchiostomatidae. The record is from RefSeq and is a predicted model, not a curated record. Gene Ontology annotation, molecular function: peroxidase activity; heme binding. The annotation marks the transcript as partial.